AUGAGCGCCACCGCCGACGACGUCAAGGCGAGGCUCAGCCAGCUGCGCGCGGACAAAGCGCUGCUGCAGGCUCAGCUCGAGUCGCUCCGUCGUAUCCCAGACGCCCCUCCGGAACCACGCGACACGCUCGAUGCAGAAAACGACGAGCUGGGCCACCAGCUGCGUGCGCUCGAGGAAAAGGCCAUCCUCUACCGCUCCGCCGCAUGGACGUGCUUUGAAAUCGACCUCGAUGUGGGCAGACGUGCCCGCCUCGCCCGGCGCAACGAGUCCGCCACCGCCGCAGCCGACAAGGACGCCGACCUCGCGCUCGGCAUCCGUCUAGACACCUUCUGGCGCGGCCGCUUCUACGAGCCCUACUACCUCGUCUUGGCCCGCCCAAGCCAGAUGCUCGAAUCGCUCCCCCAGCUCCAGGGCACCACGGGUGCGGAUGCCGAGCCGUCGUCGCUCGACGGCCUCCGCCUCAUCAGGCAUACGGUGCCGCAUUUCGUGCCGCUGCUCAAGCUCGUCGAAAAGUACCUCCCCAGCGUGCUCGGCGGCGAGCUGUCCGGUGGCGCUCCCAGUGCCGCCAGAGACAACGAGGCGGGAGGCCUGACCAUGCUUGCGCAGUUCAGCGACUUGCCCGGAGUGCACGCGUUCCUGUCCGACUUGCACUGCCAUCUGCAGGCAUACGUGUCCCGACGACAGCAGGCCAUGGCGCUACGCCAGCUCAAACUACCUACUCCAAACGCAAACGCGAGUGCACUCGAGGCGUUGGGCACCGAAGCGUUCGACAUGGUCAAGAUCACCUGGCAUGUCCCUUCGGCAUCUGCCGAGGCGGCCGAGGAUGACGAGGACGAGGUGGCGGCGAAUCCGACAGCAGUGGCGGUGCAGGCGGUAGCCAAGCGCAAGCGCGAGAUGCCACAGGACGAGCCGAUGCACCAGCUCGAGGUGGUCGUGCGCUACGCCGAUCUGCAGAGCGACAGGCUUGUCGACGACACACGCCCCACGGGACUCUUCAGCAUGACGGGCUCGGUGGACGAAGAACAGGACGAUUUCGAAGGGCUGAGGAGGCCAUACGGACAGGUGCGUGUGCACAUGCUCGAGUACGCGCCCGAACUCGACACGCGCCAACGCCGCACACCAGGCAUCUCGCGUGCCGACCUGGGUGCGCUCCGACCCGAGACGGUGCGCAGGCAGGAUCUGGAGCUGCUGUAUGCGCAGGCGCACGAUGGCGAGGCCCUCGAUAUGGACGACGCUUUCCAACGCGUAGCGCAGCGCGUCUGGUCGCAGCGUGCAAAGUCUUCAGUCGAGUGGCAGCGCAACGUGUGGACGUGGGGAAGUCGUCGUCGACGCAGACUGCUGAAGCCCGAGAUUGAUCCGGCAUUGUACAGGAAGGAGGCACCGAACUUUCGCGAGCUCGCGCGCAAGCACCCGACGUUCGCCGAGAUUGUGAUCGACGAUGGAGGCUACGAAGCCAAGGUUGACUUUCAAGAUGCGCAUGCGCUGAGAUGCCUGGCAGAAACGCUGCUGCUGCACGACUUUGGCGUGCAAGCAACGCUGUCGCCCUCGAAUCUUUGUCCCACCAUUCCGAAUCGGCUGGCGUAUAUUGCGCUGAUCCACGAGAUGCUGUGCUGGACUCUGCCGACGUGGCAUCUUGUGCGUCACAUGCAGGGCUCCACUUCGUCGAGCGAUGCGGUGGUGGGGUUGGAUAUCGGGACAGGAGCGUCGGCCAUCUAUCCUGUGCUUGGAACGCGCUGCUUCCCCCAUUGGCGAUUUGUCGCCACCGAUACGGACGAAGCGAGCCUGCAGUAUGCAAGUACGCACAUUGUGGAUCGUGCCAGCAACGCGCUCAGCGACCGCAUUGCACUGCUGCACUCCGAUGGAGGCGCUUUUGUACCCAGCGCAGAGGGGUGCAAGCAGGUAGGUGGCAAGUACGAGGCGCAAGAGGUGCACUUUACGAUGUGCAAUCCGCCCUUCUACUCGAGCGCGCACGACAUGCAGCGAUCGGCAAGCUUCAAGAGCCAACCUCCCAGUGCGAUGGUGGUGGAAGGAGGCGAGGCCGAGUUUGUACGGCGCAUGCUGCGCGAGAGUGCGGCGCAGGCAGGUGUGGUGUGGUGGACGUGCAUGUUGGGCAAGCUGUCGAGUGUGGUGGAGCUGGCAGCCGAGCUCAAGGCCAUGGCAAAGAGCGGCGACGUGGGUGGAUGGGGUAUGCACGAGCUGCCGACAGGACGAGGGAGGACCAAGCGCUGGGUGGUCAUGUGGUCCAGGACUCCAAUGCGACUGCCAGAUUCUCUGGCAAGGGAGUCUCUUCCCUCUGCGGUGCGAGAUGUACCCGUGGCAACGGAAAGGAGGAGCAAAGCUUUCGCACUCGGACCCACAUGGACGCGCAGGGAGGUGCAGCACGUCGCCCUCGACAUCCUCGGCGCGCUGAAGGGAUGCCAUGUCUACGCCUCGGACUGCGACGACUCUGCGCGACUGGCUGGAACCUUCGAGGUGGUGGUUACGAGCGAGUGCUGGAGCCGCCGCGCCCGACGUGCCAAGCUGCAGACUCACCCAGCAGCCCGCACGCAAGAGGCAGAGGGUCAAAGCGGGAUCAUGCUCGCGGCUCGAAUCACAGUCGGCGAAGCUCAAGAUGCGGGGAUCCAGGUGCGCGUGCACUGGACAUACGGCCUGGACGCGGCCAAAUUCGAGUCGUUCGCCAUGUUUCUGAUCGCUGCGAUCGAGCGCAAGGUAGAAGAGAUGCGAAGAAGCAAUUGA
Moesziomyces aphidis is the source of this 2736-nucleotide messenger RNA. NCBI's taxonomy places the organism in Eukaryota, Fungi, Basidiomycota, Ustilaginomycetes, Ustilaginales, Ustilaginaceae. The record is from the annotation of a GenBank genome assembly.